UCAGAAUAGAUUUGUUUGUUUACUUCAGGAUCUACUAAAAUACGAAGUCUCUGAUAAUGACAGACACAUACUUUCCUAAUUGUUAUUAUUUUUGACAGUAUAUUGACAGUGACAACUAGAAAUUCUCGUAAAUUCAGUCGGCUAGUCGGUUCAAUUGGCUAGUUUACUGAAAUGGUCAAGAAAUCUGUGUUGAAAUCAAAGUGUCUUGAUGAAAAAACCCGUGUUUUUUCAGCAUAUUAGUUAUUUGAUUCUUAGGUGUUCUAUUUGUAAUGGGAUGAAGCUAUAGAAAAUAAAAUUAGUAGGUCAUAAAUGUGAGCAAGGCAUUCUCAAUGAAUAAAGAGCAUGAGAAAAUUGAAAUGGAUUCAGGAGUAGGAAGUGAUGAAGACUGGAGAGGCAGGACAAAAGAGCAAAAGCAACUACAUAACCAACAACUACUUAGUGGUUGCUUCAUCGAUGCUGCCAGUUUAUCUGAUGAUGCUGAUACUGCAGAUCAAAGACGAUCCGAUGAGCGACGGCAAGGGGCUUUGUUAUUUCAGACCGCUGUACCCCAUUUUUCUAUGUUACAAAUGUCAAAUUCACAUCACGAGGAUCAUCACUUCUCUAGUUCAUCAGGCAAUUUACCUCACUUCGCAGAAACAAACACACCUUUCAAUUCUAUUGUUCAGCUUGAUACCGAGGCAUCAGAAACGUCUAGGAAGACACCGCUUGGAUUUUAUGUUGAUCUUAGCAAUGUUUCUGAUAUCCCUUCUUCACCCCCAUCGGCAUCUGCUACCAAAAAUAUAUUUUCGAUGGUGAUUGAUUUUGAAGGUCCAAAAAAAGAUAAACCAGUCAAACUUAGCUCUUCUUUGACUUCUUACAGAAGAAACAAGCCACUUAAUAAGACAAAUCUACUGCCAAAAAGUAAUGGAAGUCUGUCUUCAAGCAUCAGCUCUUUAAAUUCUAGCUGUGUAGCUGGUACCAGUAGACAGUCAGAGGAACAAGAAAUUAGGUCGAUUAGCAAAGGGGUGAAUAUCGAGGUCCUCAGCGCUUCUCUGGUUAAAAAUGUGUCAGUGUCAUCAAAGUCAUCAAAUAGUAGUGAAAAUAUAAGCGAUAAGCAUUACAAUGAUUUAGACAGAGAUUCCCCAAAGGAGUCUGUGGAAGAAGAGCAUAUUGAAUGUGAUAAAAUAUCAGAAAAAAACUACGAAGAUACUGCUAGUAACUCAUCAAGUCACAAUAUAGAGAAUAAACAAAUACAAGGGAAUAAUGAAGACCUCAAAUCAGACCCCAAGACCUGUCCGCAGUUCGUGAAGCUAUCAGAUUUGGAAUGUCAGAAACCUCGAGUGGACCUCAACUUUGUCACCCGAAUGAGUCGCUCCAUCCCCGAGAGCUCGUGGGUGGAGAGCCCCUUUCUCAUGUCACAUUCCAUGGGUUAUCGGACGGCCCCUCACCCCUUGGAGGCAGAAAACAGUGGAACUAAUUCGGAUUCGGAUGUUUCUCUGCCACCGGAGGUAUCUCAGCCAAAAAAAUGCGUCCGGAAAUUGGGAACGGACCUGUUGCGCAUGUUCCUGGAAGAAAUCGGACCGGAUGUCGUCGUGGAAGUCGAGGGGCGCAAGCUGAAGGCACACAAGUGUAUUUUGGCUUCGAGAUGUCAGUAUUUUGCUGCGCUUUUGAGUGGAAAUUGGUUGGAGAAAAGCGGAAAUAUCAUUUCCAUGCAGGGGUUCUCAUACGAGUCCAUCUACUUUGCCCUUUGCCAUAUCUACAGCGGUGCGGCCCAUGUUCCGGAUUCCAUCAGUCUUGUCGAACUCGCUUCUCUCGCUGAUAUGCUGGGACUCGAAGGAUUGAAAGAGGUAGUUGAACAUGCUUUAAAGCAGAGACACUGCCACAAUUUCCACAAGCCUUGCGCUGGAUGUUGCACUGGGGUCCUGGAAGUACUGCCUUUGUCUGCUGCUUAUGGUCUGGAUGAUCUAUAUCAAAGAUGCUUGCAAUGGAUCACCCAACAUUUUGUGCGUGUUUGGCCGAGUAGAGCUUUUGCCAGUCUUCCCAGGGAAUUGAGAGAGAAGUGUUAUCAGCAGCAUGUGGUCCAUAUGACUCCUGAUAGAGUAUUGGAAACUAUUUUGUCUUGUGACAAGGUUCUCGCAACUCUUCCAACGAUGCGUUGGGCAGAACCAGUGACUCAAUUAGUAUUGCAACUAACUGACGCCUGUCACCUCUAUCACCGGCAGCAUUUUGCAUCAGUGUUGAGUUCACAAUACGUUGUGAAUUUGGAUACAGGAUUAGGAUUUGGCAUUUGUCAGAUUGAAGAGAGAAUGUUGAUGGCAGCUAAGAAUUUAGGAGUAGAACAAGCUUGUCGUAGUUAUUCUAGAUGUUGCAAAAUGCUAGAUCAAAACUGGAGCAGACCAUUUGCAGACUUACUGAAUAAAGUUAAGAUACAUUUAGAACAGUGUCUUGUCGGACAAGCAGACAGGUUGAUUAGAAGCAAUGCCUGGUUACGACUUGACACACCAUUAAGAACACGAAUCAAGGAACUAACUCCCAGCAUGGAACCUUCGAGUCGUCUACCUCGUGCUACUCCUUCAGCUAGAAAACCCUCCUCAACGUCUAAACUCAACAUCCACAGUCCUCUACUAAGUUCUUCUGAUUCAUCCAGAAACUCCAGUCCAGGUAUCAAUCAACAAGGUCGUUUACACACUUCAACCGCCAGCCCAUCUCUUCGGCGAAGUCUCUUGCUCGCUGCCAAGGCACCCCAGGUGCCUCCAAGUCCAUCCACACACCGCCGAAGUACCUUAACACAACCUACUGCUGCCAGUACGGCAAAGUCUGCUGCGUCCAAAACCACGACCAAGACCCAAGUGAGGGCUCCGCCAAAACCAAUUAAUGUCAAACCUCCUGUUCAAACCACGGUAUCAAAGCCCAUUCCAUCCAGAAAGCCUCCUGUAACCAUUUCUAGAAAUCCUAGCAAAGGUAAGAAGGAAGCUCCGUUAACUGUUGUUUCGAAAAAAACAGAUAGCAGGGCCAGUUCUCCGCUGAAGGUAGAUAGUCGAACGAGUUCACCCAAAAAGUUGGACAGCAGAGUGACUUCUCCAAUUAAAGCCAAUAUCAGAAGUCCUUCACCACUCAAAGAUACAAGUAAAUCUCCAAGAAGGGUAGUGAAAGGUGAUCGGUCUGCGAAAUCAGUUCCAGUAGCGCCACCGACAAUGCACAGAUCAAAUACCUUUCUGAAAGAUGAACCUACUGUUUUGGAGUAUGCAGGUCGGAAGUUGCUAAGCAGACAAUACAAAUACUUUGUUUUUGGGAACUGCUUUCAAAAUAGUGAGUAUUCAAAUCCUAUAAUUUUGUUUCAAUAAUCAUGUAUUUUGACUACGUUGUUAAAAAUAUCGGUUAAUUUCUUAAGAGAUUGCAUUCUCUAGAUGUAAAGAAUAACGCAUACAUUUUUUUCCUGAUUGACUCGGCCGUUACUUAAUGAAGAUGAUUGUAAUUUCAUUAACUACA
Leptinotarsa decemlineata (Colorado potato beetle) is the source of this 3468-nucleotide messenger RNA. RefSeq lists its product as uncharacterized. Lineage: Eukaryota; Metazoa; Arthropoda; Insecta; Coleoptera; Chrysomelidae. Gene Ontology annotation, molecular function: protein binding. The record is from RefSeq and is a predicted model, not a curated record.